AUUGACAUGAAUCAUGUACUCUAUUUGUUUAUUAUCCGAUUUGACAUUUCAGAGUUGAAAAAGAAGUUUGACAUUUUUAAAGAUUCUGAAAAUUUCAAAGAACAUUUCAGAGAAACUCUACCAUCUGCCUUUAAAAGGAUUGCACCUGGCUUGUAAAGGUGUCGAGGACUAGCGGCCUAUAAUUCAAGGAUCUUUUAAAGCCUGGUGAUAGAUUUCGCGAAAUAUAACCAACCUUGGUUUGCUGAAAUCCUACCUGUUUUUCCCAAAGGUUACUUAUUAGGGCCACUGGAAUUACCACCCAAUUGGUAGGUAGAACUUUGGAGUAGAUGGCCCCUUUGCAGUUCAACCAUGAAGUAUCGUAUGUUGAACAAGCGCAAGCAAGCGACUCCUUCGCCAGUGAGGCAAUCCGAGGUGGAAGACACAUCCUUGGCCAACCAUAGUGCCCUGGAACUGGAGGCAGCUGCAGCUCUCCUGCUCCUUCGAUACCAAUACGAUCGACAGGCCUGCAGCAAUAUUAUAUCCUACACCGAAUCCUGCUCUCCUCCAACUCCUCCGCCUGCUGUGGCGGAUAAUACAACGCCAAAAGAUCAGACUGUUCGUCCUCCAGUCGCCAGUCAGCCGCUGAAGAAACGCUCCAUACCAUCGCAUCUCCUCAGAAGAUCCGUAACGCCUGCCAAAUCCGAGAGUUCGGUGAUCAAUAAAUCUAUAGUCAAGGCCAAAACCAGGACUCCAAUUCCCGGCAAUGAGCGCAGCUGCAACAGGUCCCUGCUGAAAUCCUGCAGGAAUAUGAUACGUGAAUUCUUGGACAAUCAGGAGCUCAUCUAAAAACAAAUAACA
Drosophila subpulchrella is the source of this 837-nucleotide messenger RNA. RefSeq lists its product as uncharacterized. Bases 349 to 825 code for a protein of 158 amino acids. The transcript is spliced from 2 exons. NCBI's taxonomy places the organism in Eukaryota, Metazoa, Arthropoda, Insecta, Diptera, Drosophilidae. The record is from RefSeq and is a predicted model, not a curated record.